AUGUAUGACAACAUCUCUGAUUUCACAAGAUAUGAUGACGACCAUGACCCCGAACACGGUGAAGAAGAAGUUUUACAAACAUCCAUUAAGACAGGAAAGGUUUUAACACAAAGUCUCAUUAUUGACACCAAAGAUGGCGAAGUGGACGUUCUUCAAGAGCUGAAGAAAAAUACUUCUUCGGGAGGUGGUGGUAGGCAUGAACUUGAAAUAAAUGAGAUAGAAGAGAAAUUAGCCGAAAAAGCAGAUAAAAACCACGUUCAUUAUAUAACUUCAGACGAACAGAUUAUAACGGACUACCAUGGAUAUUUAACACGAAGUGAUGAAGCGAAGACAAAAAAUGUUAAUGAAAGAAGAUAUAAAUACAUUCGUGCUAAAGGUUAUGACAUAAGCUGUACUGUACAGUAUGAUGUAGCUAAAGCACCAGAAGCAUUUAGUUAUAACGAUGAAAUUUAUGCCUCUACUUUCUCUGUUAAAGGUGUAUUAGUUGAACCAAGAUUUACUUUGAGAGUUAAGUCAAAAAUAACGUUUGAAGAUGCUAUUAAAAGUAAAGCUGACAAAGUUGAACUCGAAGCAAUGAACAAAGUUUUGAAAUCUCAUAAACACAACAUCUCCGAUAUAAAUGAACUUCAAGCUACAUUAGACAGUAAAGCCGACAAGAACCAUACACAUAAAUCCUUCACUACU
Trichomonas vaginalis G3 is the source of this 684-nucleotide messenger RNA. RefSeq names its product keratin-associated protein family. The transcript has a single exon. The annotation marks the transcript as partial. The record is from RefSeq and is a predicted model, not a curated record. NCBI's taxonomy places the organism in Eukaryota, Parabasalia, Trichomonadida, Trichomonadidae.